AUGGAUCCAAAAACGUUUUUUGAACGAUACGUAUCAACCAGAACACCCUGUAUUUUAAACCAACUGCCCAGUCCAUCUACUACCUCUACUGAUUGCAAGCCUUGGGAUUGGCUGUCACUUGCAUGGCUAGUCAAGCAUGCUGGUAAUGCAAUCGUGUCUGUAGAGCGAAAGGAUGCAUCCAUUGAUCGGUUUGGAUCUGGAAAAAAGCGAGAGCUGAUCAAGUUGGAUGAUCUAGUCAAGUUACUUGAAACUGGAGAACAAGAUGUUUACAUGACUACUCAGUAUGAUAACCAUGAAGAGGUUCAGCCUGAAUUAACAUCCAACAGGAAUGAAUCCAUGUCUGGUUUGGAAGAACAUGACUCUUUGGACUGUAAUGACAAGUCUGAUACAUACAGCCAUAGUGACCUUGAUUCUCCUUCAAAGAUCAGUGACUAUGCAUCACCCCCUCUUGACAGUGUAGUAAAACACAUUCCGAUUUCGCUCAAUCUGUUUGGAAAUCUCAUUCCGCAUUUGAUGAAUUUAUGGAUUGGAUCUUCAACGGCAGCACAAGGCACUUCUUCUGGUCUGCAUCAUGACUUUCACGACAAUUUUUAUUUAUUAAAAUCUGGUGCCAAGCAGUUUACUAUUUUCAGUCCAGAUGAUACAGAUGCAAUGUAUCUGAAUGGGAAUGUUGUUCAAGUACACGAAAAUGGAUUGCAGGAGUAUGCAGACACAUCAAGUCACGGUGUACGUGCUGAUGGAGCAUUCUUGUACGAUGUUGCUUCAUAUCAAUUACAAAUUGCUCAGGAUGCAAUGGAUAUAGCCAUCACACCUAGUGAAAUUGAGUUGGCUGAAAAAAACCUUGAUUAUGCAAUGCAGCAGAUACUUGAUUAUCAAGAUCCGGACAAUGAGUCAAUAUUUUCCCAGGACGCAGAUGACACACAAAGUGAUGUUGAAGUUGCUCAAAAUCAUCCAGUAUCCUUGACCCAAACAAAGAAACGAAAUACACAUGCUACUCUAGAAAACGUGCAGCCAUCCUUGAAAAAAGUUAAAACACAUCAAGAUACUCCAAUACAAUUACCUGCCCCCGGAAAAUCCGAAAGUGAUCCUCCCAGUUUCAGUCGCAUCCCAAUUCAGAUUUUGGAUAAGUUUAUUGCCGGCCAACCACCUCCAAAUCAAUUCGGAAAACUUGCGAAUGCUACUGGUAUUCGUUUUAAACUGAAUGCUGGAGAGGCGUUAUAUCUUCCAGGCGGUUGGUUUCAUGAAGUCCGAUCUUUUAGUAGCAGCAACUCUACAGAAAUCAAUCCACAUCUGGCUUUAAACUUUUGGCUAGAACCUCCCACUACCAACAACUUUGAUAAUCCGUACCCUGAUCACUAUUGGCGUGAUAUUCGAUGGAAGCCAUUACAAGAGUGCAUGGCUAAUGCAACACGAUAG
Batrachochytrium dendrobatidis JAM81 is the source of this 1416-nucleotide messenger RNA. RefSeq lists its product as uncharacterized. The record is from RefSeq and is a predicted model, not a curated record. Lineage: Eukaryota; Fungi; Chytridiomycota; Chytridiomycetes; Rhizophydiales. Bases 1 to 1416 code for a protein of 471 amino acids. The transcript has 2 exons. Gene Ontology annotation, molecular function: 2-oxoglutarate-dependent dioxygenase activity.